GCAAAAACAUCAGAAGUAUUUCUAUACUCAAACAAAAUGAAAGUGUUCGUUGUUCUGGCUUUGUUUGUGGCUGCGGCCUCUGCAGGUUUCAUCCUGCCAUCUGACCAGGCUGUGCCUCUGCGCGAUUUGGCAGCUAUCCUUGCUCAACCUGAGAGCAUUGAGGGACGCAUCACCAAUGGUAAAGAUGCGGCCGAGGGUCAGUUCCCCUACCAGGUUGGUUUGAGCUUCAGCAGCAGCAGCGGCGGUUGGUGGUGCGGUGGUUCGCUGAUCGAUAACACCUGGGUUUUGACUGCUGCACACUGCACCAGCGGUGCCUCCAGCGCUACUGUUUACCUCGGCGCCACAGUGCGUACCAACCCCAAGGUAUCUCACUCCGUUUCCAGCAGCGCCUUCGUGCAACACAAGAGCUACAACUCAAUCACUCUCUCCAACGACAUUUCGCUGAUUAAGAUCCCAGCCGUGUCCUUCAGCGGCGCCAUUGCAAAGGUUUCCCUGCCCAAGAUUUCCUCUUCAUAUUCUAAUUACUCUGGCACCAAAGCUAUUGCUUCCGGUUGGGGUCUCAUCAGUGACUCUGCCUCAGCUGUCCACUCUAAAUUGCAGUAUGCUCAAUUGCAAGUGAUUGACAACAGCGUCUGCGCCAAGACCUACGGUUCAUUGACCAUUACCUCGAAGACUAUUUGCACUGCCACUCCAGCUGGUACCUCCACCUGCAGCGGUGACUCUGGCGGCCCAUUGGUUGCUGAUGGUGUGCUCAUCGGUGUUACCUCGUUUGUCUCACGUGCUGGUUGCCAAUCUGGUGCCCCAGCUGGUUUUGUACGCGUCACCAGCUACUUGGACUGGAUCAAGACCAACAGCGGUGUUUCUUACUAAAAUCUUGUGAUAAAUAAAUGAAUAGCUGAAAAUAUAUGAUUGAUUAAUAGUGAAA
This is a messenger RNA of Zeugodacus cucurbitae (melon fly), 925 nucleotides long. Its product is annotated as serine protease 1. The transcript has 2 exons. The coding region runs from base 37 to 870 and encodes 277 amino acids. Gene Ontology annotation, molecular function: serine-type endopeptidase activity. The record is from RefSeq and is a predicted model, not a curated record. Gene Ontology annotation, biological process: proteolysis. NCBI's taxonomy places the organism in Eukaryota, Metazoa, Arthropoda, Insecta, Diptera, Tephritidae.